Magallana angulata is the source of this 1127-nucleotide messenger RNA. RefSeq names its product thioredoxin domain-containing protein 9-like. The record is from RefSeq and is a predicted model, not a curated record. Gene Ontology annotation, biological process: microtubule cytoskeleton organization. Gene Ontology annotation, cellular component: cytoplasm. The transcript has 2 exons. NCBI's taxonomy places the organism in Eukaryota, Metazoa, Mollusca, Bivalvia, Ostreida, Ostreidae. The coding region runs from base 170 to 835 and encodes 221 amino acids.
UCAAUUUUCCCGGAAGUGUGUGUGAUUGCCCAAUGACGUAUUAGUUUUUAUUCCGACAUUUGAUAAGAAAUAUAACGGAACGAAUUCUUGUGUCUCAGUUGGUCGCAUAUUAAUAUUUUACGUAUACUCUGUAAAAAAGCCAAACAGGAAAAGGAUUUGAAAAAAUAAAAUGGCACAAAAUGCCUUGGAACAGCAUCUUCUUGAAGCAACAAGGGUUGUGGAACAGCAACUGGAUGCAGAGAUUGAAAAGUUAGACCGUAUGGAAGAUGAUGAUUACGAAAAACUUCGCCAAAGGAGGCUAGAUGCCAUGAAGAAUGCCCAGAAACAGAAGCAAGAACUGAUGGCCAAGGGUCAUGGUAAAUAUUAUGAAAUUGCAUCAGAAAAGGAUUUCUUUGAGGAGAGCAAAAGAAGCAAGAAACUUGUGUGUCAUUUUUACAGGGAUAGUACAUUCAGGUGUAAAAUUAUUGACAAACACUUAGAAAUUCUGGCACCCAAGAACGUGGAGACCAAGUUCGUGAAGAUCAAUGCAGAGAAAUGUCCGUUUUUAGUAGAGAGACUCCGAAUUGUUGUCUUACCUACACUAUGUAUUGCCAUUGAUGGCAAGACAACAGACUAUAUAGUGGGCUUUGAUGAGCUAGGCGGGGUGGAUGAUUUCCCCACGGAGAUGAUGGAAUGGAGAUUGGGACGUGCAGGGGCAAUCAACUACCAGGGAGACCUGGUGAACCCACCAGAGUUUGGGGAGAAAAAGAAGGGGGGAAUCCUAGGGUUCAGUAAAACAUCCAAAACCAUCAAAGGUAGAGAUGACGAAGACAGCAGUGAUGAAGAUGACUGGUGAAUUCAAACAAUAACAUUGUGUUCCACUCAUGCUUUCAUGUUGUUUGAUUUGCUACCAGCUCAGAUAGUGUGUAUGUGUUCAUGGACACAUACUUUAUGAUAUUGAGAGUAUUGACAUUUUUUUUAUUUUUGUAUAAAGGCAAGUGUGUACCGUGUUAAAUAUUAGAUGUUGACAAAUAUGUUCAUUUAUCUGAUGAACAAAAAUUGCUUUUCAAAAAUUGUUUUAAAUGAUGAAAACUUUAUUGUAUAUCUGUAAAUCAAUUAAAUUAUUAAAACCAAAUCAUCAAACUUUU